ACGCCCAGCUGGGAACUAUUUAUCGCUUUGAGCUAAACGAAAAGACUUCCAGUGUGCCUUCGCUACUUGUUUUAAAUUUAUAUAAUACGAUUUAUAUUAUAUAGUACAUAAAUAUUUUUAUAUACUACGCGUAGCAUGAAACAGCGAAAUCGUAGGAAUAAUAAAGCACUCAAACGUCGCCAGCAGCCAGACAAUAAUAAUCAAAAGUGUUGUUUGAGUAAAAAGCAUUUUAAUAGCAAUGCGACCCUUGAGGAAAUUCGCAUUGCGGCCGCGCGUAUUUGCCGAGACUAUCUAACUGGACCCUGGAAAGUGGUUACUCCACAGAAUUUGGUGGUGAAGCGCAUAAGGAGAGACUUAAAGACUCUACUGAAGCACAACAUUUCAAAAAUACUUUUUUCUUCCAGUGGCGGUCUGUCAAAUUUUUUGUAUUACGUAAGCCUUCCCAAUUUAAAUGACUACGAUGAACUGGAGGAACAAAAACAGCAGCAGGCAAAUGUCAAAGUCAGCGAAGAUGUCAUAGCGGCCACCGAAACUAUGACCAAUAGCAGCAUGAUUUUCACUCACGACGAUGACUCGGCUGCCAAGGCGGUUGGUGUAACAUUCGUGGCGACGAAAUUAAUAAAAAACGAAGACGUCACUGAAGCAGCACCAAGCGCCAAACAAGCACACAAACGUCAGCGGUGCGAUAGUGAUAGUCGCGACUCCAGUUCUUCGAAACGAUUGCACGCCCUCAAGCAGGAACCCCGUGAGGUCCUACUGCGAAUUUAUGGUCAGACCCAUGGCGAUCACGCGCUGGAGAGCAUGAUUACCGAGUCCGUAGUAUUCGCCCUUCUCAGUGAACGAAACUUCGGCCCGAAACUGCACGGAAUCUUUCCGGGUGGACGCAUUGAGCAAUAUAUUCCGGCACGCGCUUUGACCACAGCAGAAUUAGGAGAGCAACGAAUAUUGAUGAAAGUUGCAGAGAAAAUGGGUGAGAUCCACAGUCUCAAUAUACCCAUGUCUAAAGAACCCGAUUGGAUAUGGAAUUGUAUGCAGCGUUGGGUUUCCGGUUUAGAGAGCAUUGUUAGCGGCAGUGUUCAAACGAAUCCAAAAUCGUCGGUAGUGAAGAAGCAAAUGCAAUUGAUGCGGACUUUUGACUACGUUCAAGAAAUCGCCUGGAUUAGGUCGAUUAUCGAUGAAGGGGAAUAUCCAGUUGUGUUCUGUCACAAUGAUCUGCAAGAAGGCAACAUUCUAAUGAGACAAUCGACAGCUGGUCAAAACGAUGGGACCCCCCGGGAAUCUAUAAGUAGCCUGAGAUCCAACUUCGAUGAAACAUUGGGUGAUAGCCUUGAUGGAAAUAGCAAUAUAUCGGACACAGAGACAAACAAAUCACAUAGCGUGUCGCCUUCACCAUGUACUGAGCUGGACACAACGAAUGACUCAGCCCUGGAUGCCAGCUUCAUAGGCGAUAAUGAGCCGGAUCUUAUUAUCAUUGACUUUGAAUAUUGUGCCUACAACUACCGUGGUUAUGAUCUUGCCAAUCAUUUUAUUGAGUGGACUUUCGACUACACCAAUCCACAGUUCCCUUACUUCUACCAUAACUCAACCAACUGCGCAACUGUGCAGCAGCGCCGCGACUUUAUUGUAAACUAUUUAAAGAAGUAUCACGAUGACGAGAACUAUAAUAUCACUGGUCAGGAGCUGAUAAAAGUAGACGGUGAGAUUCAGUUCUUUACAAUGCUGUCUCAUCUAUUCUGGAGCCUUUGGUCCGUAAUUAAUGUCACAUCGGCGAUUGAGUUUGGUUAUUGGGAAUAUGGUAUUGCUCGAAUUCUGGAAUAUCAAAAGCUAAAGGCAGCUUAUCAAGCUAAAUAAAUCAAAUAUUUGAACCUUUACAUACAUCGAAUCAGAACCAUAGUUAACUAGACUAAACAUAAUUGACCUUUCAAUACCCGUCCGUCUUUGUCCGUGUUUAUAACAUUUUUAGCAGACAUUUUUUUUAGUUGGUUAACUUAUCUAGUUCAUACAAAACAUUAAAAAAUAUCAAACUUUUUAAAAAGACUGUCAGAAUUUGCAAUGAAUAAUUUGCUUUUCAUAAUUGGAAAUUGCGUCAGACAGGUUAAAGAAAAUAACAAUUAUAACAAUAUUAUGUAUCUUUAAUAGUUGUUCCUAUUGCGAAAGUGGUACAAGAUUGUUUAGCAGAUACGAUUGAAAGUAUUACAGUCAGCACCAAUCACAUCCUUUAAUAUUGUAUUUAAGGCAAUCUUAUUCCUUGCUUGUAUAGAUUAUAUUUCCCAUACACAAACACGUUAUAUUACUUUCGAAUUUAUGACUUCCUAAUUAAAUGUCUUAUAAGUUUAAUCAUUACUUUCGCAUCUAAGUAAUGCUUUUUAUUUAUCACACUAUACUAUUUGAUACAGUAAAGUUUUAGUUGUAUUUUAUAUCAAAAUUAUAUUUCAUUUAAUUCAUGAAGGACUUCUUACGAUCUGAGUAAUUUGGCCAUUUUCAAUCGAGUUCCUUCAAUGAAUCUUACUAACUGUGCCAAUUAAUAUUUUUUUGCUUUUAGAAUUAAAAUUGGUUGAGUACAUGGUAAUUAAAAAAAACAAA
This is a messenger RNA of Drosophila santomea, 2583 nucleotides long. RefSeq names its product choline/ethanolamine kinase. The transcript is spliced from 8 exons. The coding region runs from base 136 to 1851 and encodes 571 amino acids. Gene Ontology annotation, molecular function: small GTPase binding; ethanolamine kinase activity; choline kinase activity. Lineage: Eukaryota; Metazoa; Arthropoda; Insecta; Diptera; Drosophilidae. Gene Ontology annotation, cellular component: cytoplasm. Gene Ontology annotation, biological process: CDP-choline pathway; phosphatidylethanolamine biosynthetic process; intracellular protein transport. The record is from RefSeq and is a predicted model, not a curated record.